ACGAACCAGGAGCUUAGAGUUCAACACGACUUCAAAUCAUCAUGGAAUCCCCCUAGCACCUCUUCGCCGAAGGCUAACAGGAAGAUAGCAGGACGUCACCCGAAUGGGUCCCAAGCAAUGCCAAAUAGCACCGCGCAGAUGAAUGGAGAGAGUAAAAAGAGGAGCCAUGCAUGGGCUGAUGCGUCUGAUGAGGAGGACACCAAGAACGAUCACCGUCUCAAAGGGGAAGUCGCAAAAGGGGAGGCAGGCCCUGCUCGCGCGUAUACCAAUGGACGGAACAAGAAACCUAGGAGAAACUUUGGUAUGCCAAACGGCGUCGGUGUUGCCGGGAGCUCCAAGCUGCAGAACCUAAAAGAGCAGAGGAGGCAGCUACCUAUAGCCAAAGGCCGAGAAGCGCUCAUUGAAGAGAUCCGUCGUCAUGACGUUGCCGUCCUACUAGGGGAAACCGGGUCCGGUAAAACAACCCAGGUCCCUCAGUACCUCCUCGAAUCUGGCAUUGCUGGAGCAGGCAUGAUAGCAGUAACUCAGCCGCGACGAGUGGCAGCAACUUCUCUAGCUGCGCGGGUAGCUGCCGAGCAAGACACUUCCCUAGGUCAAUUAGUGGGCUAUUCGGUCCGUUUCGAUGAAUUGGCCGGUCCGGAUACUCGCAUAAAGUAUAUGACGGACGGUAUGCUGGUUAGGGAACUACUCUCGGAUCCCCUCUUGACUCGGUACAGUGUCAUCAUCGUCGACGAGGCACACGAACGCACACUGCGGACAGACUUGUUGAUCACGAAGCUCAAGACCAUUCUCAAGGAAAGGAACACCCCUUCUGAUGGAAAGGGCAAGGCCUCCGAAUCGGCGGGAAAUCCUUUAAAGGUUAUCAUCAUGAGUGCUACUUUGGAUGCCGAGAAGUUCAGCCAGUUUUACGACAGUUGCAAAAUCCUAUAUGUCAAGGGUCGACAACACCCCGUCAAAAUAUAUCAUACGGCGGUUGGCCAGCCGGACUAUCUGGACGCUGCUCUUCGAACGUUCUUUCAGAUACAUGUGGAUCAACCUCCCGGGGACGUGCUCAUAUUCCUUCCAGGGCAGGAAGACAUUGAAAGCUUAGACAAAUCGAUUCGGUUGUACGCGAAUCGUCUACCAGCAGAAAAUAUGGGGGUGGUCAUAUGCCCUAUGUUUGCUGCCCUGCCACCCGCUCAACAGGCCAAGAUCUUCCAGAGCACACCUCCGAAUACAAGGAAAUGUAUCUUAGCUACCAACAUCGCCGAGACAUCUAUAACGAUACCGGGAAUCAAGUAUGUCAUAGACACCGGCAAGCAUAAGGAAAAGCGGCACAUAGCACGAGACACGGGGAGCGGGUUCGACGCGCUCUUAACUCGGGACAUCACGAAAUCGUCCGCUAUGCAGAGAGCAGGUCGCGCUGGCCGAGAAGGCAAAGGAUAUUGCUUCCGUCUGUACACAGAGGAGGCCUUUGACACUAUGCCCGUAUCAUCUGAGCCAGAGAUCCGGCGCACAAGCCUCACCUCCGCUGCCUUGCAACUAAAAUGUCUUGGGGAAGACAUAGAGGACUUGGAUUUUCUAGAUAGACCUGAUCUUGAGUCAAUACAUUCCGCGUUGAAGAUGCUGUGGUUUCUAGGCGCCAUAGAUAAUACCAAACGUCUCACCGAUGCUGGACGCAAGAUGGCUGCCCUCCCUCUAGAACCGAAUCUGGCUUGCGCCGUCCUUGAGUCCGUGAAAAAUGGAUGCACCCACGAAGUCAUCGACAUUGUAUCGGUGUUGUCGUCUACCUCCAAGCUAUUCUUUGACAUCAGCGACGAGCGGGAAAAUGCUUUUGAAGCCCGCAGGAAGUUCCGUCAUCCAAGUGGCGACCACAUGACGAUCGUGAAUACUUUCCGCUCCUACCAGGACAUCGCAGCUACCGAGAGCAAAGCUGCUCGGAAGGAAUGGUGCCGGAAGCAGUACGUGAACGAGAGGACCCUCCUUGAGGCUCUCAAGAUCAGGGACCAGCUACGAGCCACGUGUGAUAAAAUGGGCAUCGACUGGAGGACCACGGCUCACGAUGAUGAGAAACCCGUCACGAAGAGUCUGUUCAGGGGCCUGGUUCUGCACUCUGCAUUGCUUCAGCCAGACGGAACAACAUUCAAGCAAGUUUAUGGCCGAUCUGUUAUCAAAAUACAUCCAAGCUCAUCCCUGGCGGACAAGAAAAUCCCGGCUAUUAUAUACGAUGAACUGGUUUAUACAAACCACAUCUAUGCACGUGGUGUUUCAGCUGUUCCCAAGGCAUUCUUGUCCGAGAUGUCCAACCAAAUAAAAGAUCAGAUCAAUUGAGUUUGCAGUACCUAUCAGAAGGCGCUUCGUGCAAAUGAUAAAGAGAUCUUGGUAACGUCGCUCAGUUGACGAGAGAAGUGCGACCGGAGUGGAGAGAUCCUGUGCAUGUGCCUUCAUGCCUCUUCAUACGGGCGAUCACUCUGCUAUCGACACCUUCCGCCUCCUUCAGUCUUCAUACAGUAAUACGCGGGUUCCUACCGUCAGACUUGUCCUGGCCUCUUCAUCUCGAUUCAAGAUCUACGGUGUCGAUCGCUUGCAGUUAUUGGCCUCGUCUUACAUAAUGUGGCAAUCCGCGGGCUAACCGGUCCCUAUAGCUAUGGACGAUCUCAGGCGGGGCCAAGGGAGGUUCGUCCCUCGCGAUACUAAUCUUCGUUGCUACGUGUGACAGCCGUUGUUGGAGGUUGUCCCAGCAUAUACAUAUACGAUGACGGAGGCCCUGACAUGCUCUCUUUCGCUCGUCAUCUACCCUUGUUUUCACUGCGAAUAGUAAUCAGAAGGAUCGACCCGUUCAACAGGACUUGCUCCAGCCAGUCUGGCUUCGGCCUCUG
Gloeophyllum trabeum ATCC 11539 is the source of this 2858-nucleotide messenger RNA. Its product is annotated as P-loop containing nucleoside triphosphate hydrolase protein. NCBI's taxonomy places the organism in Eukaryota, Fungi, Basidiomycota, Agaricomycetes, Gloeophyllales, Gloeophyllaceae. The record is from RefSeq and is a predicted model, not a curated record. The coding region runs from base 118 to 2310 and encodes 730 amino acids. The transcript is spliced from 11 exons. Gene Ontology annotation, cellular component: catalytic step 2 spliceosome; intracellular anatomical structure. Gene Ontology annotation, molecular function: ATP binding; RNA binding.